Molecule: messenger RNA, 1345 nt
Organism: Triticum dicoccoides
Lineage: Eukaryota; Viridiplantae; Streptophyta; Magnoliopsida; Poales; Poaceae
Product: deoxyhypusine synthase-like
Exons: 7
Coding region: 52-1170 (372 amino acids)
Biological process (GO): peptidyl-hypusine biosynthetic process
Cellular component (GO): cytoplasm
Molecular function (GO): deoxyhypusine synthase activity
Source: RefSeq, a predicted model, not a curated record
CACAGCCCCGCGGAACCAGGUUCGCUUCCAUUUUCAAAGGAUCCGGCAGAGAUGGGCAGCAAUGGAGGCGCCGACGGAGCAGGGUUCAACACGGACGCACUGGAGGGCGUGCGCGCCAUCCUGUUGAAACCGUCAGAGUCCCUCGACGAGUCCACCAGGAUCGCCGGCCCCGACUUCAACGACGCCGGCCUCGGCCUUGCCGGGAUGCUCGGGUCGCUCGCCUCCACGGGUUUCCAGGCCUCCCACCUCGGCGACGCCAUCGACGUCGUCAAUCAGAUGCUGGAUUGGAGGCUGUCGCACGAGAAGCCAAGCGAGGACUGUGACGGAGCUGAACUUGAACCCAAGUACAGGGAAUCUGUGAAGUGCAAGAUAUUCCUCGGUUUCACUUCAAACCUUGUGUCUUCUGGCAUACGGGAUGUGAUACGGUUUCUGGUUCAACAUCAUAUGGUGGAUGUUAUUGUUACGAGUGCUGGGGGUAUAGAGGAAGAUCUCAUUAAAUGCCUUGGACCAACAUACCGAGGUGAUUUUUCUUUACGAGGAGCAUUGUUGCGGUCGAAAGGACUAAACCGGAUUGGAAAUCUCUUGCUGCCCAAUGAUAACUAUUGCAAGUUCGAGAAAUGGAUCAUGCCAGUCCUUGACCAGAUGCUACUAGAACAAUCAACUAAGAAUGUCUGGACACCAUCAAAGGUGAUUGGUCGUCUUGGUAAAGAAAUAAAUGAUGAAAGCUCCUACCUUUAUUGGGCACACAAGAACAAUAUUCCUGUAUAUUGCCCCGCAUUGACUGAUGGAUCAAUUGGAGACAUGUUGUUUUGCCAUGCCGUUCACAAUCCUGGUCUUAUUAUCGACAUUGUACAAGAUGUAAGGUUGAUCAAUGAUGAAGCUAUUCAUGCUACCCCAAGGAAGACAGGGGUUAUAAUUCUUGGAGGAGGCCUCCCAAAGCAUCAUAUAUGCAAUGCAAAUAUGCUCCGCAAUGGUGCGGAUUAUGCCGUCUAUAUCAACACGGCUCAAGAGUUUGAUGGUAGUGAUUCAGGAGCACAUCCAGAUGAAGCAGUUUCAUGGGGAAAGAUUAAGGGUUCAGCACAACCUGUAAAGGUUCAUUGCGAUGCGACUAUCGCUUUUCCAUUACUUGUUGCUGCAACAUUUGCACGUACGUUUCAUGGUGUGAAUUGAACCAAAUGGCAUUGAAAUAAGGAACCUUGAAUUGUUUUAUUAUUGAUUCCAACACCAUUGUUCUGUACUCUUACUUAUUCCUUUUGUUCAUUGUCACACGAGGUUCCAUCUGUAUGUUUGAAUGAGACUGUACAUGGUGGCCAACAUAAUAAUUUUCCAUGUGUGUUCUUGUUUA